AGAGAGAGAGAGAGGAAACAUCAAAAUGCCUCCCAUUCUACUCAAUCAAUAUACAUAAACCCCCAUUUGAGACACAACCCAUCUCAUUUUUCCAUCUCAAAAACCCAAAUGGAACAAGACCCAUCAACCUUUCCCAUGGAGAGAAGCUGCAAAAUCCUAAGAAGAUCAAUCCACCAUUUCCUCAAAAACUACCACUACUUCACCACAAUCUCUCUCCAUCUUGCCUUCCCCUUCUCGACAGCCCUUCUCAUCUCACAAUUCCUCCUCCCCUCCUCCCCUUUCCUCUUCACAAUCCACAACCACCUCAAUUCCCUCUUUGAAGCUGCUGGAUUUCCCCCCUCAUCUCAACUCUUCACCAUUCUCAACCUCAAAAUCUCCCAGACAAUCACUUCUUCAAUCCUUCUCCUUCCCUUUACCCUCUCUUUCCUUCUCAUUUCCAAGGCCUCCGUAAUCCACUUUCUCAGUGAUCACAAAAACCCUUCUUUUUCCUCUUUUCUAUCCAUUUACAACUCAAUUCUUUUGACCCAAAUUUGCAACUCAUUUCUCAUACUCUCCGCAAAUGCAACUUGUUUCUCCCUCUUCUUCGUCGCCUUCAAUUGUCUGGAAGCUUCCGGAUACUCCUCCACCGCAUCCCUUCUCUUCCUCUCUGCCGCCGGAGCCAUUCUCUACUCCAUAAUUCUUGCGAAUUCGUUCGUAGUUUGCAAUUUAGCAUUGGUUGCAUCGGGAAUGGACAAAAGGGGGGGCUUUUUAGCUAUUCUCAAGGCAUGUGUUUUGAUAAGGGGAAGGACCGCGACAGCUCUGGCGUUAGCGAUUCCGGUCAAUAUGGCUCUGGCAGCGGUAGAAGCUUUGUUUCAAUACCGGGUGGUGAGAGCUUUUCACACCGCCUCUUCUUCCACUGCUCUCGAAGGCAUUUUAAUCGCUUAUAUGUAUUCGAUCAUCGUAGUGAUCGAUACUAUUGUAAAUUGUGAAUUCUUCAAGAGCUGCAAAAGACGUUUUCGUACAGAUGAGGAGGGAGGAUAUGCUUACCGGAUUGGAAUUGAAGGGCAAAAUGGGAAGACAAUGGAGGAGAGCUUCCUUGAGUUCUAAAGUUGCAGACAAAUUCAGUAUACGAAAACUCCAGAUGCAUACAUAUUCUCUUGGAGUAUCCACAAACGAAUAGGCAAAUAAAGAUAAUAGUAAUUUAAAUUUAAUCCUUUUUUUUAAAAACGUUUCAAUGUUCAUAUGGGUAUGUGUUAUGUGUAGUACUACCAUUUUUUCUCCUUGUAGAUUGGCACCUUUUACACAUUGUAAAAGUACGGGGGCUACGCCCGUUAGUUAUUUUUGGGAUCUGGAAUUAGUCGAGGUGUACGCAAGUUGGCCAGACAUCCGAUUAUCAAAAAAAAAAAAAGGAAUUCUUCAAAACUGGAAAAA
This is a messenger RNA of Rhododendron vialii, 1410 nucleotides long. RefSeq lists its product as uncharacterized. The record is from RefSeq and is a predicted model, not a curated record. The transcript has a single exon. Lineage: Eukaryota; Viridiplantae; Streptophyta; Magnoliopsida; Ericales; Ericaceae. The coding region runs from base 109 to 1086 and encodes 325 amino acids.